Messenger RNA from Rubroshorea leprosula, 505 nucleotides. NCBI's taxonomy places the organism in Eukaryota, Viridiplantae, Streptophyta, Magnoliopsida, Malvales, Dipterocarpaceae. The record is from the annotation of a GenBank genome assembly.
CCUAACAUUAUCUCUUUUGGCUGCUCUCAGAUUACUUAACAAAGCUUUUGCAUCCUUCGAAACUUUGAGAAUCCCUUGGGAGUUUGAUGGCUUGGUUUGUAGAACAUGUGAUAUCUGUACAAUACAACAAUUCUAAGCGUGUUGGAAGGCACCGAAUCAAAGUCUUUCCAUUUGGCUCUGGCUCCCUCCAUGCUCCAGCUAGCCACCAGGGACUAGCACUUGUUUCUUGAGGAAUAACUGAACUCAUUCCUGGCAUCUGGGAUCAUCUCCCUUAAAAAAUGGGUACCUGGGUAAGCAACGGACGACACUCAUUCCUUAUUCCUUUUAUCCCUUUCUUGUUUCUAUAAAGAUGUAAAUUAUAUUUCUUUCUACGGGAAGUUGAUUGUUUUCUCGACAUGAUUCUGGGGAAUGUAAGAUUGUUUUCUUGGUUUUCUAUGUUGCAUCAUCAGGGACCUUUAGAACACCAAAGCCUUGUGGAUGCAUAUGGCAACAGAACAUGGUAUCU